UUGCAGUGGCUCGUUUAUCGUUUGUAUCAAGAAAUUUUGCCAACUUUGCAUUACUUUUUGUGUUCUGUUUUCGGCUUUGUUUUCAGUACAAAUUUUUAGGCUGGUAGCCAUGCACAUCUCGAUCAAAGGAUCAAAGACAAAUUACACACCAGGAAUGGCGGCUUUUGCGGUACCGAGGCAUAUCGAAAUCAGUUUAUGCAGAACAUUGCGCUAUGUAACGAGGCCUGUUUCGAUGAAAAAUGGCAUCGAACAAUGCCUGAGAAUGAUGUUGGAUCAACGUCAGUUAUUCCACACAACGGUACAUUGUAGACGAAAGCAUAUCGACAGCAAAACACCUCGACCAGCUAUUAAAUUUGGAUUAAAAGCUAAGAAAAAACAAAUGGAACUUGUCCAAAUAUGGAGGGAUAUGACUGUUAGGGAAUUGGCUGGGGCAGCAAAAAAAGACAUUGAAUCUGUAUUCGAGGCGCUAAAUAUUGCAUCUUCUACAUACCACCAUAAUUCGCCUGACUUUGUCAUUAACAAUCCUACAAUUAUUCAGGAGGUUGUGAAGAUCUUUGGUAAAAAAUUUGAGACAAUAUCACGACCUGGUGUUACCAAAGAUUCAAACGAUGACAGUAAAGACGUGGUCAAGCGGCCUCCUCCAGAUCCAGCUGUUCUUAUAAAGCGUCAUCCUGUAGUGACUAUUAUGGGACAUGUUGACCAUGGAAAAACUACGCUUUUGGAUUCAUUGCGCAGCACUUCUGUGGUCGCAACGGAAUUUGGAGGCAUUACACAACAUAUUGGUGCCUUUAAUGUCACAUUGGAGACGGGUGAAAGAAUAACCUUCUUGGAUACUCCUGGUCACGCUGCAUUCAGCGCCAUGAGGGCAAGAGGAGCCUAUGUAACAGACAUAGUAAUUUUAGUGGUAGCUGCAGAUGAUGGAGUGAUGGAGCAGACAAUCCAGAGUAUUGAAAUGGCUAAGGCAGCCAAUGUUCCAAUUAUUGUUGCCAUCAACAAGAUUGAUAAGCCAGAAGCAGACAUUGAUAGAACAAAAAGGAUGCUUGCACAAAAUGGAAUACAAGUCGAGGACCUUGGAGGAGAUGUGCAAAGCGUAAACAUAUCGGCAUUGAAGAAAAUUAACAUUUACAACCUGACAGAAGCAGUUGCUGCACAAGCGGAGUUGAUGAAUAUUACAGGGGACCCAACAGGCCUUGUAGAAGCAGUGGUCAUAGAGGCAUCUAAUGAUCCUGGGCGGGGAAAACUUGCCACAAUAUUGAUUCAGCGUGGAACACUAAAGAAAAGCGCUAUUCUUGUUUGUGGUAAAGCUUGGGCAAAGGUGAGAUCGAUGUUCAAUGAGGAUGGCAAUCCUGUGGUAUGUGGUAAGUUGUCCGAAGCUGUACAAGUGAUCGGAUGGCGAGAAUUACCCAAUGCUGGUGAUGAGAUCCUUGAAGUUGAAAGUGAGAAGCAAGCUCAUGCAGUAAUAAAGUAUAGAGUAAGUAAGGAGUUUGAGAUUACGGCCAUGGAACACUCUAAAGCAGCAGCAGAAAAAAUGAAGAAACAUCUUGAUGAAUACAAAGAGAAUCUAGCGCGUAAAAGAGCUCUAGGUAUAAGGUAUAAAAUGAAGAGCUCCGGACAACGGCAAAAAGAAAUAGUAAAUGAGGAUAACAUGAGUAUUAAUAUCAUAGUGAAGGGGGAUGUUGGUGGAUCUGUUGAAGCUAUACUAGACGUACUGGACACUUACUCUGAAGAGGACAAGUGUCGUCUAAAUUUGAUUCAUUAUGGUGUUGGAAAUGUGACUGAAAAUGAUAUUGAUUUAGCCAGCGCAUUUAAAGCAAUAAUAUACAGUUUCAAUGUUGAUACUCCAAAUCAAGUUAAAUCACUAGCGAAACAGGAGAGUAUCCCAAUCAGAAAUUUCAAUGUCAUAUAUAAACUGAUCGACAACCUCAAGGAUGAAAUUAAUAGCAAACUUCCCUUACUUCAAGUUGAAGAAGUUAUCGGUGAGGCAAAUGUUUUACAACAAUUUGAAGUUUCGGAAGGUAGACGAAAAGUUCCUGUAGCUGGAUCUCGCUGUGUAAAAGGAGUACUAAAAAAGUCUGCAAUGUUCAAAUUAGUUCGUGGAGAUGAGGUCGUACAUACAGGACCCUUGGAAUCGAUGAGGCACAUCAAGACCGAAGUAGAUAGCAUUAAGAAUGGAGUAGAAUGUGGUAUUCGAUUUAAGGACUCCGAGAUCUCGUUUCAACCAGGGGACACCCUGAUCUGCUUCAAAUUAAUUGAUCAACCACAAAAAUGUAAGUGGGAUCCCGGAUUUUAGGUAGCCAAUAACUUUCAUUAUCAGUAAAUGUCAAACAACGAUUGUGCCUGUGGUUCAAUAAAAAAAUAAAUACUGUAUAUACGGAAA
Messenger RNA from Athalia rosae (coleseed sawfly), 2377 nucleotides. RefSeq names its product translation initiation factor IF-2, mitochondrial (gene mIF2). Gene Ontology annotation, molecular function: GTP binding; GTPase activity. The transcript is spliced from 12 exons. The record is from RefSeq and is a predicted model, not a curated record. The coding region runs from base 110 to 2290 and encodes 726 amino acids. Lineage: Eukaryota; Metazoa; Arthropoda; Insecta; Hymenoptera; Athaliidae.